GCUGUGGUGGGCAAGGCGGCGGAGGCGGAGAGAAUGGCGGGGUUGUCCGUGCGGGACCCCGCCGUGGACCGGUCCCUGCGCUCCGUGUUCGUGGGGAAUAUCCCAUAUGAAGCCACAGAGGAGCAGUUAAAGGACAUUUUCUCAGAGGUUGGACCUGUCGUCAGUUUCCGAUUAGUGUAUGACAGAGAGACGGGCAAACCGAAAGGCUAUGGCUUCUGUGAAUAUCAAGACCAGGAAACGGCUCUCAGUGCCAUGCGGAACCUGAAUGGGCGUGAAUUCAGUGGGAGGGCUCUGCGUGUGGACAACGCAGCUAGUGAGAAGAAUAAAGAGGAGCUGAAGAGCUUGGGCACUGGGGCCCCCAUCAUUGAGUCACCCUAUGGAGAUCCAGUGAACCCUGAAGAUGCUCCAGAGUCCAUCAGCAGGGCUGUUGCCAGCCUCCCGCCUGAGCAGAUGUUUGAGCUGAUGAAGCAGAUGAAGCUUUGUGUCCAGAACAGCCCUCAGGAGGCUCGGAGCAUGCUGCUGCAGAACCCACAGCUCGCUUAUGCCCUGCUGCAGGCCCAGGUGGUGAUGCGGAUUGUCGAUCCUGAGAUUGCUCUGAAAAUUCUGCAUCGCCAGACCAGCGUUCCUUCUCUGAUUCCGGGCAAUCCACAAGCAGUUCCUGGGCCCGGGCCUGGACCAGGGGCCGGACCAGGGCCUGGGCCUGGGCCUGGGCCCGGGCCUGGUCCAAACACGCAGAUGAACCAGCCAAACGUCCCGUCUUCCCAGCCACAGCCAAUACAGGGUGGCAUGCAUGUCAAUGGAGCCCCUCCGCUGAUGCAGCCUUCUAUGCCAGGGGGAGUGCCAGCCCCAGGUCAGAUGCCCACCACUGUACCUGGGCCUGGCCCCAUGGCUCCAGGUGGGGGCAUGCCAGGAGGCGGGCCAAUGCUCAUGGAACGUGGGCAAGGGAACAUGCAGCUCUCUCCCGUGGGACCUGCCAGGCCUGCCUCUAUUGAACGAGUUCAAGUACCAAUGCCAGACCCAAGGGCUCCCAUGCAACGAGGGCCCAUGCCAGCUAGCGGCCCGCCACCCCGAGGCCUGUUGGGAGAUGCUCCGAAUGAUCCCCGUGGAGGGACCUUGCUCUCAGUCACUGGAGAAGUUGAGCCCAGAGGUUACCUUGGCCCGCCUCACCAGGGCCCGCCUCACCAGGGCCCACCCAUGCACCACAUGCCUGGCCAUGAUAACCGAGGACCACCCCCUCAUGAAAUGAGAGGAGGACCAAUGGGAGAACCCAGGCCCUUGAUGGGAGAGCCACGAGGACCAUUGAUGGAUGGCCGAGGUGGAAGAGAUCCAAGAGGCAUGGAGCCUCGGGGCAUGGAUGGGAGAGGCAUGGAGCCAAGAGUGAUGGAUACACGGGGUAUGGAACCCAGAGGACUGGAGCCCAGAGUAAUGGAUACCAGGGGCAUGGAACCAAGAGGAAUGGAGCAAAGAGGAAUGGAAUCAAGAGGAAUGGAGCCCCCAAGGGGCAUGGAGCCCAGAGGGAUGGAACCUCGUGGGAUGGAACCAAGGGGCAUGGAGCCCAGAGGGAUGGAGCCCCCGAGGGGCAUGGAGCCCAGAGGGAUGGAGCCCCCGAGGGGCAUGGAGCCCAGAGGGAUGGAGCCCCCGAGGGGCAUGGAGCCCAGAGGGAUGGAGCCUCCGAGGGGCAUGGAGCCUCGAGGGAUGGAGCCCCCGCGGGGCAUGGAGCCUCGAGGCCCUGGUCCCAACCCGCGGGGUCCAAUGACUGGAGGAAUCCAGGGCCCUGGGCCUCUUAACAUGGGAGCAAGUGGCCCUCAAGGCCCUAGGCAGGUCCCUAACAUGGCAGGCACAGCCCUGCAAGCCGGAGGCAUGCCAGGAGCAGGCGUUCAAGCAGCUGGCCAGCCUGGGGGUUUCAGUCCUGGACAGAACCAAGUAACACCACAGGAUCAUGAAAAGGCUGCACUCAUUAUGCAAGUUCUCCAGCUGACCGCAGACCAGAUAGCCAUGUUGCCCCCCGAACAAAGGCAGAGCAUCCUGAUUUUGAAAGAGCAGAUACAGAAGUCCACCGGUGCCCCUUGACAAGCUGCGUUCUUGAGGGUUUGAAAGGUAUCUGAUGAAAUUCAGCCCCUUGCUGAAGACAGCACUGAAGGUCUUUUCCUUGUCUGAGCCACAGCAGCAACCAAGGAAGAGGUUCCCCACCCCCACCUGUUGGUCAAUUCUUCCUUCUCUUGGUUUUUUGUUCUUUGUGUUUCAAAUUAAAUUUUGUCUUGGAUUUAAGUCGA
Eublepharis macularius is the source of this 2273-nucleotide messenger RNA. It is a transcript of the gene CSTF2, whose product is annotated as cleavage stimulation factor subunit 2. Bases 34 to 2070 code for a protein of 678 amino acids. The transcript is spliced from 15 exons. Gene Ontology annotation, biological process: mRNA 3'-end processing. Gene Ontology annotation, molecular function: mRNA binding. Lineage: Eukaryota; Metazoa; Chordata; Lepidosauria; Squamata; Eublepharidae. Gene Ontology annotation, cellular component: mRNA cleavage and polyadenylation specificity factor complex. The record is from RefSeq and is a predicted model, not a curated record.